CUCUUUGCCUGAUUUCUGCUGGAAGAUUCACAGCUUUGUUCUUCUCUAGAGUCUGAUCAAGUAUUUUACAAUAAAAAUGUCCACAGCUGGAAAGGUCAUCAAAUGUAAGGCAGCAGUGGCCUGGGAGCCCAACAAGCCUCUGGUGAUUGAAGAGAUUGAAGUGGCCCCACCAGAGGCCAACGAGGUCCGCAUUAAGAUUGUAGCAACAGGACUGUGCCACACUGAGUUGUACCACCUUUACGAGGGGAUGCCUAAAGAUGGCUUCCCAACCGUCCUUGGCCAYGAAGGUGCUGGCAUUGUGGAAAGUGUCGGACCUGGAGUCACAGAGUUUCAACCAGGAGACAAGGUGAUUCCUCUUUCCAUCUCCCAGUGUAAAGAAUGUCGCUUCUGCAAGAGUCCAAAGACCAACCAGUGUGAGUUAGCAUGGAAAAGGGUUUGUCUGGAAACAAUGAAGGGAAUGGAAACCAGGUUCACCUGUAAAGGAAAAAAGAUCUUCCAGUUUAUUGGAACCAGUACCUUCUCUGAGUACACCGUCAUUAAUAAGAUCGCUGUGGCUAAGAUUGACCCUGCUGCUCCUCUGGACAAGGUCUGUCUCAUCGGCUGUGGGAUCUGCACCGGCUACGGAGCAGCAGUGAACACUGCUAAGGUGGAACCAGGCUCCACAUGUGCUGUGUUUGGUCUGGGAGCUGUGGGCUUGGCUGCAGUCAUGGGCUGCAAAGCUGCUGGAGCCAAAAGGAUCAUCGCUGUUGACAUCAAUCCAGAGAAAGCCGACAAGGCCAAAGUGCUUGGAGCCACCGACUACGUGAACCCCAAAGAUCACAACAAACCCAUCCAUGAAGUGCUGGCUGAGAUGACCAAUGGUGGAGUGGACUUCUCUGUGGAAUGUGUUGGGAGGGUGGACGUCAUGCGCAGUGCCUUGGAGUCUUGUUUGCCAGCUUGGGGUGUCUGUGUGAUCGUUGGCUGGACAAAGAAGUUUGACGUCCCCAUCAGACCACCUGACCUCAUCGCUGGACGCACUUUGAAGGGCUCCUUGUUUGGAGGGUUCAGAAGCAAAGAUGGUGUUCCUCAGAUGGUUAAAGCCUACAUGGACAAGAAGCUGCAGCUGGAUGAGUUCAUCACUCACAACAUGACUCUGGAUCAAGUCAAUGAUGCGAUUGAGCUGAUGAAGCACGGCAAAUGUGUCCGGGUUGUGAUGAGUGUUUCACCACAAUAAGACCAAAAACACUACAGUUGUUUCCAGAUUUACCACUACAUUAUGAUCAGAAAAAUGUUGAGCAUCAAGAAUUGAUUGUGCCUAUAUGAGCCAAAACCAAUGUGAUUGUGAAAUAAACCUAAUCAUUUCAGUUUCCAUGGCA
Molecule: messenger RNA, 1355 nt
Organism: Austrofundulus limnaeus
Lineage: Eukaryota; Metazoa; Chordata; Actinopteri; Cyprinodontiformes; Rivulidae
Product: alcohol dehydrogenase 1
Exons: 9
Coding region: 77-1213 (378 amino acids)
Biological process (GO): formaldehyde catabolic process
Cellular component (GO): cytosol
Molecular function (GO): S-(hydroxymethyl)glutathione dehydrogenase [NAD(P)+] activity; zinc ion binding; alcohol dehydrogenase (NAD+) activity
Source: RefSeq, a predicted model, not a curated record